AUGGAUGACGAUGAGGACCUACCCGUCAAGGUUUUCAACGCAGGUAUGCGAGCGUUGAUUGAUGAGCUGUUUCCUAUUUCGAUACGAACAGAGAUGAGUUUCGAUAAGGUGGACCCUGGUAACGAGGACAAGGUUUGGUUGGGCGUUGCAUGGGAGGAGGAUAUCAUUCGGGGCGAUAGCUGA
Messenger RNA from Alternaria arborescens, 183 nucleotides. RefSeq lists its product as hypothetical. NCBI's taxonomy places the organism in Eukaryota, Fungi, Ascomycota, Dothideomycetes, Pleosporales, Pleosporaceae. The record is from RefSeq and is a predicted model, not a curated record. The transcript has a single exon. The coding region runs from base 1 to 183 and encodes 60 amino acids.